This is a messenger RNA of Linum tenue, 916 nucleotides long. NCBI's taxonomy places the organism in Eukaryota, Viridiplantae, Streptophyta, Magnoliopsida, Malpighiales, Linaceae. The record is from the annotation of a GenBank genome assembly.
CCCAUAAACACUGUUUUCGGUACCCCAAAGCUUCAAUCUCAAGUUCUCAACCAACCGUUCUUCCCUCUUCCUAUACCUUCCAAAACCCAGACUCCCAUAUUCCGCCAUUUCUCUCCACUCCAACAAAAGAAAACUGACCCUUGUUUUUUCUCCUGCUGUUUCGGAGCAUUUUAACUACCCACCAUCAGUUUCUUUUUUUUUUCCUCUCACUAGAAUGCUCCGCUGUGGAAUGAUGGUGGCGGUUGUGGUGGCGGCGGCGAGCUUGUACGGAUCCGCCGACGGGCAGAUGCACCACGUGGUGGGAGGGGAUCGGGGGUGGGAACUUGCUACCGACUUGGCGUCUUGGAUCGACGGCCGGAGUUUCAGGGUCGGCGACAGAAUCUGGUUCGCCUACUCCGCAGCUGAGGGUGGAGUCUAUGAGCUCGGGAGCAAGGAGGAAUACUACGCGUGCGAUCUCGCCAACCCGAUCAAGAUGUACACGGACGGUCUGAACAGCGUCCACCUCACCGGGGAAGGGAUCCGCUACUUCGCCAGCGGCAACACCGACAGCUGCAAGAGCGGCCUCAAGUUACACGUGGACGUGCUUCCUCAAGAAGAAAGUGACCAAACUGUCCAAUCGUCGACGGUUUCCGUCUCGUUUCUUGCUGCUGGGCCGACGACUCCUUCGGGAUCGGGCCGUUUUGCUGGAAGCCUUCUCGUGGCGGUAGCCGGAUUUGGGCUUUGUUUUAUGGGCUUGUGAGUUGGGUGUUACCAUUUAUAGGCUUGUGUGUUUGGUGUGUGGUAUAAUAAUGCCUAAAGUGCAACCACCAUGAACUAUUUGUAUUUUGCUCUUCCGAUUCACGGAUAUGGUAAAUCCAAAGAGCAUAUGUAUUUGAGAAAUUGUUAUUUGUAAGUGUGCCUUCUUAAUAGUUAGUUA